Cyphellophora europaea CBS 101466 is the source of this 1524-nucleotide messenger RNA. RefSeq lists its product as uncharacterized. The coding region runs from base 1 to 1524 and encodes 507 amino acids. NCBI's taxonomy places the organism in Eukaryota, Fungi, Ascomycota, Eurotiomycetes, Chaetothyriales, Cyphellophoraceae. Gene Ontology annotation, cellular component: nucleus. Gene Ontology annotation, molecular function: protein-arginine N-methyltransferase activity. The transcript is spliced from 2 exons. Gene Ontology annotation, biological process: peptidyl-arginine methylation. The record is from RefSeq and is a predicted model, not a curated record.
AUGGAUGCGGAGAGCGAUAGUUCGUCUUCGGACAUUCUAGAUCAGCGAAAUGAGGAAGGAUGGGAGGAUAUCGAGGACGACACAGAGGCCAUCACGUUUGUCUCACUCUUCGAUGACAAAACCUUCGGGUCGGCCAAGGAAAUGCUCUCCUCCUGCAAGGAUAAUCACGGAUUUGACAUCUGGAAGGUGCGGUCCGAGUUCGGUUUGGACUUCAUGGAUCUGAUCAAACUCGUCAAUUACAUUAGGUCUGAGGUCAAAGCCGGUAGCCGUCGGCCAGAUCUGAGCAGUGCCUCAAAAUUCCAGGACGAUAAAUACCUGCAGCCUGUCUUGGAAGACGAUGCGUUGCUCUACAGCCUUGACGACGUCUUCGAGGAUGGAGCCGGAAACGGCGCACAGAAUGAGGUCGAAGAGCUUCGACAGCAGCUGGCUCAAUUGAGCAGCCAGUUCCAAAGCUACCGUGAGGAGGUGCAGCGCUCUCUCUUAUCAGACCUCGAAUCAGCUGAAUUAUCCAAGCCAACGGGAUCCCAGACCAACGGCAACAUGAGUCAGGUGGACGCCGGCUAUUUUGACUCGUACUCUUACAACACCAUUCACGAGCUCAUGAUCAAGGACACCAUUCGCACCGAUGCCUACCGAGACUUCAUUUACGACAACAAGCACAUCUUCACCGGAAAGACUGUACUUGAUGUGGGCUGCGGCACCGGUAUUCUGUCCAUGUUCUGCGCUCGCGCCGGUGCUGCCCGAGUUGUAGCCGUUGAUAACUCCGACAUCAUCAACAAGGCGCGAGAGAACGUCUUCAAGAACAAGCUGGACGAUCGCAUCACCUGCGUUCGAGGGAAGAUCGAAGAGGUAAUUCUACCGGUCACCAAAGUCGACAUCAUUGUGUCGGAAUGGAUGGGCUACUGCCUGCUUUAUGAGUCCAUGCUGGACUCUGUCAUCUACGCUCGAGACAAAUACCUUGCGCCUGGCGGAUUGAUGGUACCCUCUCAUGCCGUCAUCAAAGUUGCGCCCUUGGGCGACUCGGACUUGCGGACCUCUCAUAUCGACUUCUGGCGUGAUGUCUACGGCUUUGACAUGACAGCGAUGAUAGAGAAGGCACAUGAGGAAGUCCUCAUCCGAACAAUGGAGUCGAAGGAGCUAGCGGGUGAGGCGGCUACCAUUCUUGAGCUGAAUCUGCACACUGCAAGUGUAGCGGAUCUCUCGUUCACGAAACCCUUCACAACGACCUGGAAGGAUGAUCAUGACACUCUGGAGGGCUUUAUCAUCUGGUUCGACACGCCCUUCGCCCCCGACUCAACAAGCAAGGCCAUUGACAACAGGUGGCUGAAUCUGUCAACCAGCCCGGCUGGCACACCGACCCAUUGGCAGCAGGGUGUGCUUCUAAUCGAACACCCGAAGGACAAGUUCACAGCCGGCGAUGCCUUGGAGGGCACAGUAUCGUAUAGGAAAAGAGAAGAGUCUCGCGGCUUGGACAUCGAGGUCAAGUGGGGCGGGAAAUCCUCACAGACGUGGAAGCUCGAGUGA